CCGCCGAGCGACCGCGUGCUGCCUCCUAAUUGCCGCCACUUACUCGCACCGGCAAGCCCACGAAGUCACGUUCCGGAAGAGUCUUCGGGGGCUCGCGGCGCCAUGAAAGAAAAAAGUAAAAAUGCUGCGAGGUCCCGCAGGGAGAAGGAAAAUGCUGAGUUUAUAGAGCUCGCGAAGUUGCUGCCGCUUCCAGAUGCCAUCACGUCACAGCUGGAUAAGGCCUCGAUUAUUCGGCUGACGACGUCCUAUUUGAAAAUGAGGCAGGUUUUUCCCGAUGGUCUCGGGGACGCGUGGGGCGCAACACCCGUGGUGCCGAACCCCCGCGAAACCCAGAUCAAAGAAUUGGCGUCGUACCUCCUCCAGACCCUGGACGGGUUCAUCUUCGUGGUGGCCCCCGACGGAAAGAUAAUGUACAUAUCGGAGACGGCUUCGGUCCAUCUGGGCCUGUCGCAGGUAGAACUGACGGGUAAUAGCAUCUACGAGUACAUCCAUCCCGCCGACCACGACGAAAUGACGGCGGUUCUGAGCCCCACGGUGCCGCCGUUGCCCUCGCAGCAGGACUACGAGAGCGAGCGGGUGUUCUUCCUAAGGAUGAAAUGCGUCCUGGCGAAGAGGAACGCCGGACUGACGAACGGUGGAUACAAGGUCAUCCACUGCUCGGGCUACCUCAAAGUGAAACAAUUCAGCGCCUCCUCAUCGCCCUACGAAGGCUGUUACCAAAACAUGGGUCUUGUUGCCGUCGGGCAUUCGUUACCACCCAGUGCCAUAACCGAAAUCAAACUCCACACAAACAUGUUCAUGUUCAGGGCUAGCUUAGAUCUCAAGUUAAUUUUUCUGGAUGCGAGGGUGGCCCAAUUGACGGGAUAUGAGCCCCAGGACCUCAUCGAAAAAACGCUGUAUCAUUAUAUCCACGGCAGCGAUAUUCUGGCAAUGCGAUACGCUCAUCACCAAUUGCUAUGCAAAGGGCAAGUAACCACCAAAUACUACCGCUUCAUGAGCAAAGGCGGCGGCUGGGUCUGGAUGCAAAGCUACGCCACCAUCGUCCACAACUCGCGCUCAUCUCGACCCCACUGCAUCGUAUCCGUCAACUACGUACUUAGCGACCUGGAAGGCAAGGACCUCCUCCUCAACCUCGCUCAAGGCUCACUCCGCGAAGAAGUCCCCACGUCCCCAAAAAACUCCCCCGCCAAGCUCGCCCCCAAGUACCAGCCGAGCCGCGCCACCCCGCACCAGCCGCCCAUCAUCUCCCCCUCCAUCCCCGACGAGGACUACAGCGAGUCGGCCGUGGCCUACCCCACCCCCGAGUACUCGAUGUUCCUCAACCUGCCCAGCGAAGAGACGUACUAUUCGCACCAGGAGCUGUUCUACCCCUACUCCGAUGACGUCAGCCAGCAUCCCCUGCUGGGUCAAGGGCAACAGCGGCCCUUCAGCGCGUCUUCGUCCAGCUGUAGUUCUUCAGAGAGCGAGAUGCACCUGCAGAAUUUGACGAGUAAUCCUUACUGUGGAGACAUUCACGGCCAGCACUUUAAUAUAGGGUGUUUCAAUAAUAAUCCUGCGCAUGCGCAGCCGACGCAGAAUAUGUAUGCACACGAGUUUAAGCAGCUAAAUCAUGUUGGAAGCACUGCGGGGUAUACGAGUGUGAUUGUUGACACUCAGCAGUACCAACUGGCGAACGAGUACGUGCACUAGUGGGGGAGGGGAACUGUUGUGGUUACUUUGAGAGUUUUAUACGAUACAAUGUAAAAUAUAAGUAUUUUUCGAGUGUAAGUAAGGCUGUAUAUAAGAUUCAAUCCCGAGUGGCGUGCCAUAAGAGAAGAGUAAUAUAAUUUAGUGUCAAUUGUGUUAGCGUGAUCUUAUUUUGGGUGCUUUGAUUUUGAUGAUUUUGUUGUUUUGGAUAGAUACGACAAUAAUUUAAGACUGUGAAUACGACUGUAUGUCUAUGCUAUUAUUAAAUGUACAAUAACUUUAUUAGUACG
Messenger RNA from Zophobas morio, 1976 nucleotides. It is a transcript of the gene sim, whose product is annotated as single-minded homolog 1. Bases 103 to 1689 code for a protein of 528 amino acids. Gene Ontology annotation, molecular function: protein dimerization activity; DNA-binding transcription factor activity, RNA polymerase II-specific; RNA polymerase II transcription regulatory region sequence-specific DNA binding. Gene Ontology annotation, cellular component: cytoplasm; nucleus; transcription regulator complex. The transcript is spliced from 8 exons. NCBI's taxonomy places the organism in Eukaryota, Metazoa, Arthropoda, Insecta, Coleoptera, Tenebrionidae. Gene Ontology annotation, biological process: regulation of transcription by RNA polymerase II. The record is from RefSeq and is a predicted model, not a curated record.